Molecule: messenger RNA, 357 nt
Organism: Fraxinus pennsylvanica
Lineage: Eukaryota; Viridiplantae; Streptophyta; Magnoliopsida; Lamiales; Oleaceae
Source: the annotation of a GenBank genome assembly
AUGGCAUAUAAAUCAUCGGCGGUGAAGAGAGCUUUUGCACUGUUAAUGCUGGCAUGCAUCGCGAUGUCCUCCAUGGCGGAAUCAAUUUCAAAAGCAUCACAUGUCGCCUAUGAAGCAUCACAGCCAGCGCUGGUUGAUGAGUUUUUGCCGUGCUUGGAAGCUCUAAAAGGUUUCGAAGAUUGCGUAGCGGAUAUUUUGAAAUUAGCGUUCGAACUUCCCCUUAGUACUUCGUGCUGUCAAGCUGUCGAUCACAUAACUCAAAGAUGCUUGCCAGUAGGGUUUCCUUUAUCUUGGGUUCCAUUGCCUGUCGCUUUGAGCAACUGCAUUACGGUCCCAACGCCUCCAGCACGCAAUUGA